AUGGGUGGAUGGCAGUGGGGCAUGCGUGUUACGCCAUUCCUGGGCGCGCUAUCUGUGAUGCUGAUUGCACUUGUAAUGUACGAGCCGAAACGUGGCGAAGCGGAAAAAGCUGACGGCGCUACUGCUGUUGUGGAUACUCUGGAAACUACAUACUGGGAAGAUAUCAAAGCCAUCUGUAAAAUGUCUCUUUGUUUUCAAUCUUUUUCUGAAACAAACUGA
Messenger RNA from Gongylonema pulchrum, 219 nucleotides. The record is from the annotation of a GenBank genome assembly. Lineage: Eukaryota; Metazoa; Nematoda; Chromadorea; Rhabditida; Gongylonematidae.